Molecule: messenger RNA, 2353 nt
Organism: Carya illinoinensis
Lineage: Eukaryota; Viridiplantae; Streptophyta; Magnoliopsida; Fagales; Juglandaceae
Product: calmodulin calcium-dependent NAD kinase-like
Exons: 13
Coding region: 107-1036 (309 amino acids)
Source: RefSeq, a predicted model, not a curated record
AACGUCCAGACGCAGCAUAAAACACCUUUUUUAGGAUGAGUCUGAGCAAAACUUGGACUUCAGCUGCCUCCUUCUUGAGCGACUAACUCCUCUGAGUUUCAACAAGAUGCAGCUCGGUGGUGAUCAUGGCAGAGUUGUAAUCAAGCACAUCCUUGCUGCCUCUUUCUUUGGAUUCAUAGCAGCCGUGGCCAGACGUUUUCACCGACCGAGGUCUAAACCGGACAGAGAUGAAAAUGUCAUUCCACGGUUAGAAAGGACAGAGUGUAGCCGUGUCGGAAAGCUCGAGAGAUUCUCACAUUACGUUGCUCGGCAAAUGGGAUUUCUAGAUGCAAAUGAGUGUCCCCAACUAUGCAAGUUAGCUUAUGAUUAUUUGAGGAAAUCGAAAGGGUGCGACGAUAGCAUCUACGAAUUUGUUGCUAACGAACCAGACGCGCAGUCUCUAUGCUUGAAGUUGAUUGAAGAGUUUGAAAAAUGCAUCCUCAGUUAUUUUGCAUUCCAUUGGGGUCAAGCUUCUCUUUUGAUCAGUCAGGUUUUGAGCGUUGAAUCUGAGCAGAAAAUUGCAAAGCUUAAAGACGUUUUGUUGGCUGCUACAAGGAAACAGAGAUUUGAAAGGGUGACUAAGAAUUUGAAGGUGACACGCACUUUCACUACAUUGGUGGAAGAGAUGAAAGCAAUUGGCACCUGUGCACAUAGAGGUGAUGAAUCGCAAUGUACAGAGGUUAUGGUGCCGGCGGCACACAACGAGAGGAGUCCGGUGCUGCUUCUCAUGGGUGGCAGCAUGGGAGCCGGGAAGAGCACCGUCCUUAAAGAUAUUCUCAGAGUAGUUAUAUUUGGAAUUGUGAAGAUGGGAAAAGAGGAAGAGGACGCAUCCCGCAUAACACCUCCUAUCACUAAUCCAUCAACCCCGGACAUAUCAAGACCACUUUAUUCAGGCGUUUCAAACUACAUGCCAAGUUACUACGGUCUAAUGCCUCAUGCGUGGUUACCACCUUUUAUGCCUCAUUCAAGUUCCAACCCAUAUCCAUGGACCAACUAGCAACACCCAUGGAAUUCUACUUGCGCUGCUGCGUCAAGUACUGCUGCCCUGAGUAGUUCCGCUACCUUGUAUAGUUCUACCAUACCAAUGAUGGGACAUCUUCCAAUUACCUAUCCAUAUCCAUGGAGCAACCAGCAACAAACAUGGAACUCUACGAUCGCACCCCUGUCUAGUUCCGCAACCAAUGUUAGCUCUAGUGUAGCUACUAGGUCUAGUGUACAAAGCAGUGCUACUGUAGCUGCUAGCUCUUGUUCGACUUUACCAACAUUUUCUCCUCCGACAAAUGCCAACUCAUAUCCAUGUGGUAACGAGACCAUUAUGGUCAGGAGCAUAGACAAGAGCAGUGGUGGUAGAGGCAGAUGCUUUCAAAGAGACCGACGUUAUUUACAGAGCCCUCGGCUCUAUGGGCCAUCACAAUGACAUGCUUCAAUCUGCUGAGCUGGUGCACCAAUCUUCCACCGAUGCUGCCUCAUCACUGCUGGUAACAGCACUUAACGAAGGACGGGAUGUGUUCAUGGAUGGCACUCUGUCAUGGGAGCCCUUCGUUGAGCAGACAAUUGCCAUGGCACGUAACGUUCACAAAUGUCGCUACCGCAUGGGAGUGGGCUACAACGUGGCCGAGGAUGGCACCAUUACUGAGAAUUACUGGGAGCAGGUAGAGGAAGAAGAUGAGGAGGAGGAGCAAGCAAAAGAAAAUAUAGGAGCCCCCAAGAGAAAACCUUACAGAAUAAAUCUGGUUGGAGUGGUUUGCGAUGCUUAUCUGGCUGUUGUCAGAGGCAUCAGGAGAGCUAUAAUAAAGGGAAGGGCGGUGAGGGUCAAUUCACAGUUGAAAUCUCACAAGAGGUUUGCGAGUGUGUUUCCAAGAUACUGCCAGCUUGUUGAUAAUGCCAGGCUCUAUUGCACCAAUGCUUUGGGUGGCCCAGCUACGUUGAUAGCACGGUAAGACGAAGACAACAAGGUGCUGGUGGGGCCAGAGGAAAUCAAAUGCUUGACAGCAAUAAGCAAUUUGAGUGCUGAAGCUGAAUCCAUACACGAGCUGUACGCGCAGCCAAGCCCAAUAUUCGAGCCUGGUUCCAUUUGGAAAGACAUUGUUUUGUCACCUACAAGAGCAAGCCUUCAACUGCAGCUAAGGGCUUGUAUACAGAGAAUUGAACAUUCAAAUCAUAUUCCCACUACAAGAAGCCCAUAAUCGUUGUUUUUGAUUUUGCUAUGUUUCAACUUCAUUGCAUGGUAAAGUUGGUAGAUUAGACGAAUGUGGCACCUAGUUUGUGAAUGCAACCUAUCUGACUGGAAUGCCAAAUUGUAGUUCAAGCGUUC